Oncorhynchus mykiss (rainbow trout) is the source of this 1044-nucleotide messenger RNA. Its product is annotated as G0/G1 switch protein 2. The record is from RefSeq and is a predicted model, not a curated record. Lineage: Eukaryota; Metazoa; Chordata; Actinopteri; Salmoniformes; Salmonidae.
GUGGGCGUGGAUUAAAAUAACCAAAUCUUUAUAAAUGAGAAGCUCCGAAAGUGUGCUCAAGCGACACAGAACAAACUCAUCAAAUAUCCAGAGAAGGACAAGAUCAAUUACUUUAAUACAUCAAAUUCAGACCACAUAAUCCAACCGAAAUGGAGACCAUGCACGAAAUCAUCCCUUUCGCCAAGGAGAUGCUGGCGCAAAAGCCUAGCCGCCGUAUGCUGAAGGUGUACCUUGUGGGCACCGUGGUGGCCUUCUUGGGCAUGGUUCUGGGUCUGGUGGAAACCGUGUGCCAGUCCUUCUCCUCCGGAGAGCCGCUGGACGCAGAGCUCGUUCAGUUGAGGGCUCGGGAGCAGAGGGCACUCGAGACGGAGGAGAGGAGACAUGAGGAGGUGGCAACAGUUUCGGCCGCAGAGCAGAUCACCAUACCCAGGAAGCUACAGCAGGCCACGGGAGCGCAUAGAAGCGCAGGUGCAGCCAACCGACUGCACGCCUCGUAGAAAUCGUCACUGGGCCAGCGCCAAAACGCUGUUAACCUACACAAUUAUUAAGGAACUGUAUAGUCCUUGCCACGCCAAAUACGGUGCGCUACAUACGCACUCGAAAAAGCUUCACAAGAGGAAUCGCACUGGGCACAGAGGUCAAUUCAACGUCUAUUCCACGACAUGGAAACAACGUUGAUUCAACCAAUGUGUGCCCAGUGGAAGGAUUGGCAACCUCAAACAGUCAACAGAAAAACGAGUUGACUGUCUGUUGAGCUGCGCUUUGCUGCGCUGCUUUGGGUAGCCUAAAUUGACGCGUCAGUUGGAGGCUCCAAGCUGAAAUUUGAGUCCCGGGUCGAAAUAGCCGGCGAAAGAGCAGCUGUCCGACUCUCACUAUCAGACAAUGAGAUAUAGGGCGUUGACUGCACAGCCCCGGACCUGCUAUCUCAUUCUCCACUCCAUCCAUGGUGCCAAAUGUGUUACAUUUAGAUUUUUUGUGUGUGCUAUGUCAAUGCUGUAAAUAUAUUAAUGUUUUUCCUACUCAAUAAAUUCAUAUUUUUAUUUA